Molecule: messenger RNA, 2376 nt
Organism: Brassica oleracea var. oleracea
Lineage: Eukaryota; Viridiplantae; Streptophyta; Magnoliopsida; Brassicales; Brassicaceae
Product: probable pectin methyltransferase QUA2
Exons: 8
Coding region: 52-2040 (662 amino acids)
Cellular component (GO): cytoplasm
Molecular function (GO): methyltransferase activity
Source: RefSeq, a predicted model, not a curated record
UUUUGCUCCAAGGAGAGGGAAAAACACCAAAACAAACAAGGGAGCUUAAAAAUGUCAAUGCCACUGCAACGUGGCGUCUCAGGAGGAGUACGAGUUUCCGACAGCAGUGAUGAUCUCAGAGACUCUCAGAUGAAAGACAAGUCAGAUAAGGAAGGUCACUUAACCUUGAGGUUUCCUUUUGCUUUCCUCUUUACCAGCAACAGCAAUACUCAAUCUACUGAUCCUUACAGCGCAAGGACCAGACACAGGUUGAUGCUUCUCUUUCUCAAGAUCAGUUUGGUCCUAAUCGUGGUUCUCGCUCUGGCUGGUUCCUUCUGGUGGACGAUCUCCAUCUCCACCACUUCGAGAGGUCAUGUGUAUCAUAACUACAGGAGAUUACAGGAGCAGCUUGUGUCAGACUUGUUGGAUAUUGGUGAGAUCUCUGCUGGUCCCACUAGGUGGAAAGAGCUGGAGUAUUGUAGUGUAGAUUCCGAGAACUAUGUUCCUUGCUUUAACGUUUCCAAGAGUCUUGAUAGGUUCUGCGGGCCUGGUGGGUCGAGACAGGAGUGUUUGGUUUUACCACCGGUGGAUUAUAAGGUUCCUCUUAGGUGGCCCACUGGUAAAGAUGUCAUCUGGUAUCAUAACGUUAAGAUCACUGCUGAUGAAGUGUUGACUUCUGGUAGUAUCAACAAGAGGAUGAUGAUGAUGGAUGAUGAUCAGAUCUCUUUCCGUUCCGCCUCUCCUAUGUUUGAUGAGGUUGAAGACUAUUCUCACCAGAUUGCUCAGAUGAUUGGGAUUAAGAAUGAUAACUUCAUUGAAGCUGGUGUUAGGACUAUAUUGGAUAUUGGAUGUGGUUAUGGUAGCUUUGGAGCACAUCUACUCUCAAAACAGCUUUUGACAAUGUGCAUAGCAAACUAUGAAGCCUCUGGUAGCCAAGUUCAGCUAACACUUGAGAGGGGUUUACCUGCUAUGAUUGCUUCUUUUGUUUCAACGCAGUUGCCGUAUCCUUCUCUUUCCUUUGAUAUGUUGCAUUGCUCAACAUGUGGUAUUGAUUGGGACCAGAAAGACGGUCUUCUCCUUGUGGAAGUUGACAGGGUUCUGAAGCCUGGAGGUUACUUUGUUUGGACGUCUCCGCUUACGAAUGCUCGUAACAAAGAGGAUAUAAAGAGAUGGAACUUUGUUCAUGAUUUUGCUGAAAGCAUCUGUUGGACUCUUUUAUCUCAGCAAGACAAGACAGUUGUCUGGAAAAAGACGGUCAAAACCAAAUGUUACAGUUCCCGGAAGCCUGGGGUGGGACCUUCUGUGUGUAGCAAAGGGCACGAGGUUGAGUCUCCUUAUUACAGGCCGCUUCAGAUGUGUCUUGGUGGAACACGUAGCAGAAGGUGGAUUCCAAUUGAAGGCAGGACAAGAUGGCCUAGCCGGUCUAAUAUGAACAAGACUGAACUUUCACUAUAUGGUCUUCACCCGGAGGAGGUUGGAGAAGAUGCAACGAACUGGAAAGCAAACGUAAGAGACUACUGGUCUCUCUUGUCUCCUCUGAUAUUCUCUGACCACCCCAAGAGACCUGGCGAUGAAGAUCCGUCUCCUCCUUAUAACAUGCUCAGAAACGUUUUGGACAUGAAUGCUCAAUACGGUGGUCUCAAUGCCGCCUUGUUGGAAGCUAAAAAAUCGGUAUGGGUCAUGAAUGUUGUCCCUACAGCUGGACCAAACCACCUCCCAAUGAUCCUUGACCGAGGCUUUGUUGGCGUCUUACACGACUGGUGUGAAGCGUCCCCUACUUAUCCAAGAACAUAUGAUCUGGUUCAUGCGGACAAUCUUUUAUCCCUUCAGACGAGUCAGCGCAGGAGCUCAUGCUCGCUUCUGCAAAUAUUGACAGAGGUUGAUAGAUUACUUCGUCCAGAGGGAUGGGUGAUAAUCCGUGACACGGUGCAGCUGGUGGAAGCGGCAAGAGCUUUGACAACGCAGUUGAAGUGGGAGGCUAGAGUUAUAGAGGUUGAAAGCAGUAGUGAUCAGAGACUUCUCAUCUGCCAAAAACCAUUCACCAAGCGACAAUCAAUCUGAAACAAGAGGAGGAAGUAAAGGAGAAGAGUUUGUUUUAUUUUUGUAAACAAGUCUCACAGUCAGAGAACUGUGGUGGCGAUACAGGGGAAGAGGAAGAUGAAAAGAGAAGGGAGAUGAAAUAUAUGCUGCCGGGGGGACGUAAGACCGCCGGUGAAGUUUCUUUUAUAUGGUUUCAUGAGUUCCCAUUUUACAGAAUGUUACAUUUAUAUUUACUUUGGGGUUACUAUUUUUAUUAUAUACAGUGAAAAAGAAUGUAAUCCAUAUUUGUGAAGAUGAUGUUUUAUGAAAUACAAGUUGACAAACUCUAUUCAGUAGAAUACGACAAAUGUUUGAUGA